GGGGGCUGUCUGCCUCAUAGCCCACGCAAACAGGAGUUUCAUUGAUCCGCGUCGUUUUUUUUCUUUCCACGGUUCUCACUCUCGUCCCGCUGCAGGGCGGUAAGCCGAGCUGAAUGUCGUCUCCUCAGCUGAUGAUAAGAGCAAGUGAAAUUUCAACUGUCAUCAGCUGUCGAGAAUCGGAGACCUAAUAUGAAUUUGGCGUUUCUCGCUGCGUUGAUAGCCGCGCUUUUGAUUGCGACGAGCGGCGUGUGUUCGUGCAGCAGCGUCCCUGCGUUCAUCCUGCCGUUCACGGACUGUUUGCACAGCCACGGGAAAGACGGUUCCUACCGGGGAGCGAUAGACGUCACAGAGUCCGGGAGCCGGUGCAUGAACUGGACUGAGGUGCCCGGCUUCAAAGAGCGCUACCCGGGCAAAGGAAUAGGAGAGCACAACCACUGCCGCAACCCGGACGGCAGGAUAAGACCAUGGUGCUUUUUUAGGAACUACAAAGGCAGAGUGGACUGGGGCUACUGCGACUGUAAACAAGGUAAACAAACAGGCCUUAAGACACAUAUUCUCCGGUAAUAUUGCAUUGUAAGGAUUCACAAUCUAAAUAUAAAAACCCAAAAUGACAGGGAUUUGUGAUUGAAAAGUCAUAAUAGAAAUCAUCAGGUUUCAGUCAGCAAGAUACAUUUAACACGCUGGCUUCAGACCAUCUUUAUUGGGGCAAUAAGUGGAGAAAUACUGACAGCUUUCUUACCCCAGCUAUGUUAAACUCAGGAAGCCCAUCCCUAAGUGAUUAAAUAGGACACACCCUGAAUGUCCCAGGUGUGUGCACAGUGCAAGCAGAUGGCAAGUCUAAGCACAUCUGUGGUAAAAUGUGAACAGGUAGUUUGUUUUUAUGGUGAGUUUUUAUCAACAAAGUCCAGAGAUCAACUCUGUCAAUAAGGCCAAAUCGUGUUUUUAGUGGGUCUAUGGGUGCACAUUCUUCAUGAUGCUUUGAUGAAUAUUGAAGAGAUACUAGGUCCUGUGUCUCUGGCUUGAUGGAAGGUAGCAAAGUAAGAGGGUGGUGAAAGGUGUGUUUGGUUUCCACCUGGCAGGAGAAAAAAGUGGCCUGGAGUAUUUAUAGUCUUGGAGUAUGCCAGUAUGCAUUUGUUAUUUAUCUUCUGCUAAAUGAUACAAGGCACAUACAGUAUAUGCAUCAAUUCAGUUAUAUGAGAUGUUGGAUUAAAAACCUAAAUGGGGUUGUUUGAUACAAUUUUUAGACACUGCUUAUUCUACAGGUGUGAAAUACUCUUCAGUAGGUUUCUCUAUACGUGUGUGUGUGUGUGUGUGUGUGUGUGUGUGUUUGUAUUUGGGCCUACAACAGCACUAUUCUCUAUAGGGAUAAUUACUAUUCCUUUAAAUACUAGAUCGGUAAUAGAAAUAAAGCUAUUCUCACUAUAAACAUAUAACCAAACCAACUGUCACCAUGUGUUAAAUGUAGAAAUGUAUCAUCAUGGAAAUAUAUUGAUGAAACAUUCAGUGAAUCGGGUAGAAUUAAUUGUGUGGAGAUGUGACAUUGGACUAAAUAGAAAGAAAAACAUUUCUAAAAACAAAAAACAAUGUCACUUUCAAUAUGUUACUUUCUGGGACUAUUUCUCGGACUAUGUUUUCUCCUUUUACUGGGGAGAGGUAUGCACUUUUAAAACCCUGAUCGACUCAAAACCUAUCAGUGUGCUUUCCUUGUAAAUUUUCAAUGUGAAUUGGGUCUCUCGUCUCCUCCUCAAAACCUAACACUCAGUUGUAGCUCCAUUUUGUCUUUUGUUGCAAUCCCUUAUGAGUUCAAACUUUUGCUGCCUAUUUAGUAAUGUGCUGCUUCUUUUUAUAUCUCCCACUCUCUGUCUCUCUUUCCAUCCUAGGCUCUGUGCGUCUUCAAGGAGGUCGCUCCAAGCUUGAUGGCAGGGUGGAAAUUUAUCUAGGAGGAGUGUGGGGGUCCAUCUGUAGCGACGACUGGGGCGAUGAAGACGCUGCUGUGGUUUGCAGACAGCUGGGCAAGGGGUCAGAGAGCACACACUCAUAGCACGCACUCACACGCUGUGAGACAUUUACUAUACUCUGUUCCAUGUCUGCCCCUCCCUUUCACAUACAUAUUCAGACACAGGUGCAAGCCACAUAACCAUCUCCCUCACAACCUCACAAUGUGAAGCUGCCGUCACAGGCCUGACAGAUGGUUGGUGUAGGAUGGAAAUUUGGUGGGAAUGUAAGAGAAUUUCUCAACUUCAGACGUGCCACAGUCUUUGUACUUUUCUUAUGUGACCUUUGCAUUCCAACCCCCCAUUCCCCAGAGGUAUUCAAAUACCUUUAGUGCUCAGCUAUUUACCUUGUUACAGCUCUCCUUUUGUCUUUGUCCCUUUUAAACAUGUGGGAGAAUUUCUUUUGGUACAAAGUUACAACGAGAGCCACUAAUUUGCUGUUUUAAAAUGAGAGCCCACGGACAGAUUAUACAUUUUGUCAGUACUAAUCAACUGAGUGAUGGCAGUGAGACUGCCCCAGAGAACAGAGGCGUUGUGUGCACUCACUACACAUGUUGAUGCCGCCACCAGUGCUGGCAUGCACACUGACAUGAACACAUGCUUGUGUGUGCAUAUUCACAUAGGAGUCAAUGCAUGUCUGUAGCAGAAAGGAAAGGAAAGAGGACAAAUGUCGGCCAUAUGUCAUCUCGAAUGGUUGGUGAUGACUUUCACGUGGCUAGUUACUGAAAGCUGCUGGGUGUAAAACUGCUGACCGUGUCAGCCCUGGAGAGGCAGAUCAUGAACAUACACAUAGCUUAAAGUUACUGAUAUCAGGCUAAACUGGACACUUCGCUAGCUGCUCUGCUGUGUUGGCCAGGCUCAACUCUCAGGAUGAGAUCUAUCCUGCCACCAAGUAACAUUUUCAUGUUACUUGUUUGCUAGAAUCUAAAUAAACAAAAGAGUUUUUUUUUCUUUGUUUUUGGGCCGUCAUUCAGGAUCUCAGGUCAUGCACGUGCAGUUCCUCUGUUUCGCCCAGGCUUGGCCAAACUUCACUGGAAGGCAGUCCAUUGCCAGGGAGAUGAGCCAGACUUGCUCCAGUGUCCUAAGACCACCUGGAAUGGAGAGGAGUGCACUCUGGCAGCAGCCAUCACCUGCAACCAGCAGCAAGGUAAGCAUUACGAGUGGCGGAGCCAGGUUUGCAUUACCUUCACAGAGCAUGGUAACUACCUAGUUUGAAUGAUUGUUUGGGAUACAAUAAAAAAGGUUCCUUAAAUUGUGUCACCUUUUAUAGAUCUCUGAAACGUGUAUUUACUUCCCUGUGCCUUUUAGCUGUAGUAGCACUUCCCAUUCGGCUUGUGGGAGGUGGAUCAAGAUCAGAGGGAACUGUGGAGGUCUUCCAUGCAGGUCAAUGGGGUACCAUAUGUGAUGACCAAUGGGACGACAGUGAUGCGGAGGUGGUGUGCCGACAGCUUGGACUGAGGUGAGUGGGCGCUCCAACCCCCACCCCUACACACAGAUACACAGGUAUUAGAAAUGUUUUCUCUCUCAUUUUUUUACAACAUGAAUUUCAAUCAAUAAGGAGAAAAGGAAAGAAGGGUGGCAGAAACAUAGAGUAGGAAGCUGUGAUGUGUUGAUGUGGGUGUCUAGCCGUCUAUCUCUCUCUCUGUCUCCAAAAGUAUGACAAGUAUUCUUUCCAUUUGGACACACAGAGAGAGGAGCGAGCAGUAAAGAACAUCUGGGGGUCAGAUAGUGAAUCAGGCUCAUUGUUUCUGUGUGAAUUCUAGUACCACAGAGAUAUGCAUAUUUAGCAACUCAACACUCCCCUAAUGUUCCUGUGUGUGUUUUUUUGUGUAUGCCAGUAGGGUGUUGGUGUUGCAGUGUUGAAGUAUGCACAGAUGAGCAGAGAAAGUAAUUUUUCUAAAGUUCUGACUCCUUUCAGGGAGCAAAUACAAUAUCCUAUAAUUCACAUUUUGUGAGCUGGGGUAAGGCAGUACAUCUGUUGUCAGUUGUGUUGUUAUUACUGCAAACCAAACCUUCAAUUCUUACUUGUUUCUUCUCUUUUCUUUGUAGCGGUGUGGCCAGGGCAUGGGGCCAAGCACAUUUUGGCAAAGGCUCAGGCCGUGUGUGGCUGGAUGAGGUGCGCUGCACAGGCAAUGAACUGACUCUGGAGCAGUGUCCCAAAAGUGGCUGGGGGGAGCACAACUGUCUGCACUCUGAGGAUGCAGGAGUGUCCUGCAGCCCUCUUAUAGGUAUCACAACACCUGACCCACCAUUACAACAGUUUCACAAGACACACAAAUGAGCUACACUCAUACUGUACUCCUUUUUACAUAUCGAGCUCUGAAAACAACAACUUUUUCUCACAUUUACCUCGUGGGUACAGUUUUGUUUACAUGUACCCCAGGUAUUGUGAUCCCUUACUACAGAAAAUCCAAAAUGUUUUACUGAAAAAUUAGGGGAAUAAGACGCACUUUUGACAACUUUGUUGUCAUCUAAAAAGUCAGCUGUGUCCUCUAGACCUGUAACCAACAAACCAGAACACAAUUCAAAGAGAGUUUAUUUGGUCGUUUCCAAACCUUUUUCUCUUUACGCCCCCUCCUCAGAUUUGUGCAUUUUUAUUUUUUUUGACGAACAAUAAUCUCAAACUUGGUCAUCUGUCUUUUAACACAAAGAAAGGCCUUGACUUUUAAUCCCUGUUUAUCUGUGUCUGUGUGCCUGUCUCUCUCCCCCUAGAUGGUACUGUCAGGCUGGCAGGAGGUGUAGGCAGCAAUGAGGGACGUUUAGAAGUCUUCUACCGAGGUCAGUGGGGGACAGUGUGUGACGACGGCUGGACAGACUCAAACACACUAGUGGUGUGUCGACAACUUGGUUACAGGUAAUGUAAAUUUGUGCCAAUAGCAGGGACAUGUAUGUCCCUCAGAACAAAUAUAUUACUCAGAUGACGUGAAUGUGUCUGCCUUCCAGAUUAGGUGAAACUCUCCUCUCUGAGGGACUCGACAUCACUCCAGUCCCACGCUUUGGGAUGGGGUCAGGUCCUAUUCUUUUGGAUGAUGUGAGCUGCACAGGGAAGGAGCCUAGCCUGUUACUGUGCAAUAAGAGGGAGUGGCUCCGUCAUGACUGCACACACCAUGAGGAUGUUAACAUCGCAUGCAGCCCUGAACGCAUCAGAGAAAGUCUCCCAACUAGUAAGACAGAAUUUUAUCUCACUCCAAGACAAACAAGGAAAGGUUGUAUAUUGGAAAAAUGAGAGUUUCAAAAAAGAGUUUUAGGGUAACAUUCAAGAGCAGUCCACUUGCAGACUCAGUUUUGGCUGUCACACCAGAUCAAAAGUCAAAAUUGUAGAUUUUUAGGGCGGUAUUACUUACAAUAUAAAUGAAGUCACUGUCAUAGAACCAUAUUCACAGACAAUUCUCAUUUCAUUUUGGUCCUCCAGAGCUUGAUCUGAAGAAAACAGACUGUAUUUAGCCCCUUUUCCAGCUGUGAUCCAAAAAUGACUUAUCAAUCAAUUGUUGAAAUGCUCUUUUUUUAAGACCGUUUCAUCUGCACAUGAUUUAAUUAACUGAGGAGCCAAAGCCUGCUGUCUUUUGAUCUUCAGUGUGAGUGUAUCACACAACCUAUUUACCUGUAAAUUUCUGAUUUGAUCUGAAUGUUCAGUAUGAUCUCUUAUCUAGUUCAAAUGAGUUUCCAGUUCUGUGGUUAUAUGGGAACUUCUUUAGAGACAAAAAACUGUUACUGUUUGAUUUCCGGGUCCCUCAACUUAAAAAUGAUCAGCCAGGUGAGAAAGGCCUGGAUAGUUGUUAUUUAUUUAACUUUACAUUUCUGUGAUUUGAUAUCAGUAUUAGCCUUUUUAGUUCAUGUGGAAGUUCAACUUUGAAAGAGCAUAUAGUUUUUAAGGUAGUGAAGGAAACAAAACCAUAUGAUGAAGGCCUCCAUGAAACCAGGAAAAAGUUUUAAAUCUAUCCUCUAGAUCUUUGCCAAACUCAACCUGCAGUUAGUUGCAGCUCAUCUUACAUAGAAGAGGAGAGGCGGCACUCUCUGGAUGACAGAUAGAGGAUGAUGUCAGUCAUGCUAACACUUAUAGGCACAGCUGUUAGAAAGCUUUAUAAACUGGGUCGCUUGUAAAGUCUUCAUGAUUAGAUAGACGUUCUUCCAAAAGCCGAUCUUUGGCACGGCUGACGCGUUACGAUGCUAUCAUAAUGUGUUAACGUAGAAUCAGUACAUGUAUAAGAAGAAGAAAAAAGUUCAGUUCACGAAGGAAAAGGUUGAGUGAAAGCCCCAUUAAUCAGCCUUAUAGCUUCCAGCCCUCAGUGAUGACAUGUAAGGAUAGAUCUGGAUGGGAGCAGUCGUGGCUCAAGUUACUUAAACGCAGAAAUGAGUCUGUUACCUCUGUUGAAUGUCAAGGAAAGGAUAUGUCUAGUUCUUAGGUGAUUGCUUGAUUUGGUUUAGGUAGCUGACAUUUUUUGGCAAGACACUGAACGUCACUUUCGCAUGUUUAAUAUUAUAACUGCAGCAAACGCAUUUGUGUUUGUUUAUGUGUUUUAUGAGUGUGAGUAAAUCUCUCCUUUGCCUCAGCAUACCACAGGCUGAUUGGUUUAUGUUGUUUUUGGAAAAGUAGAAAAAGCAGAUAAGCCAGACAGGGCUUUGAACUCUCUCUCUCUUUUACUCUCUCUCACUCUCUGUAGUGAGUGACCGUCACAUUAGAGCUGCAAUAAAGUGUGUGUGAAUGUGUGCGUGUGUGUGUGUGUGUGUGCACGCUGAGAGGUAUUAUACAGUGUUUGUGUUUCUAAGUGAGACAUAGAUGAGCAUUUCCUCAAUAGCAAACACCAGCAAAUAAGUAAACAUUCCCACAAUUACAAACCCCCCCAACCGCCACAGUAUUCACCCCCCUAUGAUUCUUCAGUCUCACACACGUUCAAUGUUUAAAUGCCGGCCAUUCACGUCAUUCUAACAGUUAUUUAUCUAGCCUUUUAAUGCCUUUUGUAUCAUAUUUGAUACAUACUUUAAUGAUACUUCUAUCAAAUCAAUAUGAUCAACAAAUUACUAAAAAAACAUCUGAAUACAGUUUGAUAAAUGAUAAAAAUGUCAUUUUGGUUUAUCAGUUUCCAAAAACAUCUAAUGUAUCAAACAAGACAAAUAUAUAUUUGUUGAAUUUUAAGGACAUUUUGAUUUUUUGGGUUGUCAGUAGUAAAUAAAAUAAACAUUUCAGCCCCCAAAAAACUGAUUUUUCUGGCCAUAACUUGUGGUUUCAGGUUAGUUAGUUGUUGCAUUUUGAGCAACAAAACACAAUUCCUCCUCACUAUACCAGUAUAUCAGCUUAGAAUAUACUUUUUACUUGGUAUACUGCACAUGUAGUCCAGUUUCACAUGGAAUAGACAUUUAAAUCCUUCUGACUGUUUGAUUUAGGUAACUCAUUGAAUUUUCAGAGUUGGAGAGUAUCAUUAAAGAUAAAAAGAACUAGAGAUGAAGCAUGUGAGUAAAACAAGAUGUAUGACAACAAUCUCUUCAUAGUAGCAGAAGCCUCAACAAUUUCCCCCGAGGAUGCACGAGUGGUUGCAUGCCGUAGAUUGGUCAGGUGUUCUAGUUUCUCCCUCCCUGUACGGAACAUUGGUGCACAUGCCUCAUUCACGCCUCAUCCAUGCCUCUUUCACCUGACAUGUCAGCCUGGUAGAUCAGGUUUUUUUAGGGAAUGUGUAUAGUGUCUUUAAGUACUGGGUUUUUCUAGAUUGGGGGGUUUUGUGUAACUUCAGAGAACAGAAAUAACUAUGUGACAGCAAGGUGAGACUGAGUCAGUGUAAAUGGUGUGUGUUUGUUAUCUCCAGGUGUGCUAGUGAGGCUUGUGGGAGGAGAGAGCCGAAGGGAAGGCCGGGUGGAGCUCUAUCUGUCAGGUCAGUGGGGGACAGUGUGUGACGACGGAUGGACUGAUCGUGACGCUGAGGUGGUUUGUCGACAGUUGGGAUACAGGUUUGUGUAAUGGUGUAAAAUAACCGCAAAAAUCACAGAGACUUGCACAGAGUGAUGAUAAUGAAUGCUUUCCGUGACGUGUAAGCAGUUCAGAAUCAGAUUUCUAAACUUUCAAUACAGCUGCAACUAUUUUUUUUAAUCGAUCACUUAUUCUCAUAUCUUCUCUUUUAUCCCUGUUAUUUUAAGCAUAUUUUUAACUCCAAUGACAGGAUAAAUGUUAAGGGAAUAUUCUCUAAUUCCAGUCUACCUUCUCUGUUCGCAAAUUCAAUCAGCACCUGUUAGACUUGGCACAUAUUCUGCAGUACCCCCACUGCUGCUUUCUGAGUCUGUCUGUCAUCUCUCCAUCCCGUAAACUGUCUCGGUUUUCAUUUGGCACCUCAUCACGCGCAACUUGAAUUUCAAGUUAACCUACGAUGGAAACUUUACAGAAUGCCCUCACUGUUUUAAAAUAACAGUUUCAUUGCUUAAUCUUUAUAAUAGGACACUUUAGUGUGAGAGAGGGCUUCCCAUGAGCCUCUGGUGUGCUGCCAGUCUUUUUAAUAGAGGUUUAGGCUGUACCCUUUAGGACAGCCAAGACAAACAACCAAUUAAAGGGCAGGCCAGUUCUGCAAAUGACACAUCCACAGUGACAGAUAUAUCCACGCAGAGCAAACUACCUCAUCAUGUCCUUCGUGAGUCUUAUUAUCUCCCCCCUCUGAGACACUGGCGAGGGGAAACUAUACCGAAACAAACUUUCCUCAUUUUCCCUCCCAUCACUCCUCAGUGAGGGAUAUUUGUCCCAAAUUUCCUCGACACAUCUGCAUGCACAUGAAAGCCACAUCUGGAGCGCAUAAGCGUGAGAGAGGGAGAGGAAGCGUGUUGGAGGCGUGUUAAAAUCGUGUUAGGAUCAUCAUUCUGUCUCGCACAGGGUGUGGUGAAAGGUCAUUACACACACAGCAGACCCCCAAGGGUUAGAGGUCGUCACGGGGGUGAUAAAACAAAAUAUACACAGAUAUGCACACACUUUCACACAAAUUAUAUUCAAAGUCAACAGUUUGACCCACUGUCAAUGGAAAUUAGAAACUACAGCCUGACUGGAACCGUAGGCCCGAGUCCAUCUGUGUUGAUUUUUGUUCAUGUGACAAGAAUGAAACACUGAGAGGCUUCACUUAUUCUGUGAUCUUGUCUGUGAAUCAUCCAGAAUAAGAUGGUUUCCCACAACUUGUGAUUUAUUUGAGACAUAUGGCUGCAUUUUUUCUUCAAUUCUUUCAGGAAAUGUUUCAAAUUAUUGAGCAGAUCCAUUAAAAUUGAACAAGUUUGACAAGUGUUUAAAGUGGACAGUUCAUAAAAUAUCACUGAGCAAAGGCAGGGUUUCCUUUUUUAUCCUCCUGAACAUCCAGUAUCCAGAGAUUUAUUUGCAUUUUAGACCAAGGGCCGUGUUACUCAUGUGAAGCCACAAAAACAUGGUGAGUAGCUUUCUGACAGUUGCAAGGCUCAUAUCCAAGUGAAGAGGAGUGAUACUUGUUGCAUUACUCAGGGAGAUAUAGGAGAGAAAGACACACAGCUGGAUGUCUCAAUAAGAGACAUGAGAUUCCCUUUGGAUCAGUGAGGAAGCAAGACCUGCCACCCUCCAAACCCCAGGGAUGCAACAUGAGACCCUUCAGGUCGGUUAUCUAUCAAUCUUAAUUAAUAACUCAAACCACUCAAAGCCUAGAGGACUAGCUGUUUGUGAAUAAAGCCAGUGGUGGAGUAACGGUAAAAAUACACUCGCUGCAAGUAUGCAAAUGAGGUUUGUCCUGAUUUGCGUCACAGUCAGGGAAUGUCGUACCAUAACAUCUAUACUGACACCUUUUACCGCCACGAUAUGCUUUUGGACACACAGGCAGAGAGACCGAGAGACGCUCAAUUUGAACUCUUUUGUCGAUGUCUAAAAUAAAGGUGUUGUAAGAAGUAUUUUUAAGAAUUUCAGCCACACAAAAAUGGAACAAACAACUCCAUAUUAAAUUCAAAAAAACAAAAUGCAGAGAGACUAUCACUUGGUGGCUCUUUAAUUGAAGAGAAAAGAUGAAAAAAGUCUGUUUUUUUUUUUUUUUAAAAAGCCUUCUCUUUGGUAUUUUCCCUUUGCUUUACUUAACUAAUGCUUUUCUCCAUUAGUAUUAUAUCUAUGUUAAUUCCCUUUGAGUGGGUUUUCUUGUCUUUUUUCAUAUAACUCAAACUGUUACUCAAUCCCUUUUAUUUUCCAAACACCUCACACUUUUCAGUUAAUUCAGAAACUAUGAAAUCUUUGCUGAUUUUGUCUCCUCUCUUUCAUUAGCGGUGUGGCGAAGGCCCGGGUGAUGGCGUAUUUUGGGGAGGGGACAGGGCCCAUCCACGUGGACAAUGUGAAGUGCAGUGGUGAGGAGCGGUCGAUAGCAGACUGUAUCAAACAGGCGCCUGGCACGCACAACUGUCGCCAUAGUGAAGACGCGGGGGUCAUCUGUGACUACGGCGAAUUGCAACCCAGCUAUAAAGAAGUCAAAGGUCACACAGGUCUGUUACUUUACUAAGAGAAAGAAGCAGCAAAGACCCUGUGAUUUAUUUUGAGUCUGCAUGACUCUGGGGCGUGUUUAGCAAACAUUUCAAUGUGAUAUAUAGACAGAAAAAAUGAAUGAAAAACAAAAAGGAGUGAAAUUUCAGGGGGUAGGAUUUAGAGAGCGGACCAAAGAGAAGACUGAUUCAUGCGUAUGUGUGCAUAUAUAUAUAACCAGAUGGUAAAAUGAGGGGGUGAUGUUAUUGCUUUACCCUGUCCAUCACACAGCAUGUCAGACUCACACCAGGCUAUCUGUUACCUGCACAUAUGCUCGUACUCUUAUUUCUUGCAUGCACACACUGCUGAAGUCAAACUUGUGCAGGAGGGUGUUUAGUCUCCAAAAGUAUGAUAAAUGACAUCUUCUGAAAAAGUACUUAACCCCAGUUUGCAGUUUUUAACGUCUCUCUCUCUCACACCAUCUCUCAUUUAUUUUGUUUAGUUUAUUUGAUGGAUGAAUCCUUCUCUGUUCAGUCAAUCCUAAAUAUUUAAUAAGAGCUACGUCUGAGUCUAAAUGUGUGGUUUAGCAAUCAUCACGCUCCUACUCACUCUCACAUAUCCACACCCAAUGGGUCCUCUUUUGUCUCUGUCAGAUCCUGCCAACUCAAUUUGCGGUCUGCGGCUCAAACACACUCGCCAGCGCCGAAUCAUAGGAGGAGAGAAUUCUCUGAGGUAAGAUGGAGGACAGAAGGGAUUAAUAAUGGUACAGAGGAUGCCUGCCAGAAACCUAUAGAAGGAAGAGAGUUUGAAGUAUAUUCAAGCCAACCAGUUUUAGAUUGAAAACAGCUGGUCUGAAGCUGCAGGCAGAGAGUGGUGUAUGCACUUCCAGACAUUAGCAUACACCACUCUUGUUAUGUGGAGGCAUGCAAAUGCAAAGGAAUGGCAGGUUGUUAUCUGUGUACAUCAUCAAGGAAGUUUUACAAAGAAAAGAGACGGGUGUACAGUAAUUGACUCUGGAAUCAAACAAGAAAAUCCUGUAGUCGGGACUUUUUGUUCCUGGUACAAUGUUUUUGUGUGAGAGAAAAGAGAGAAAACAAGAGAGACAGAAGAUGACAUUUGGACGAAUGGAAAAAUUGUCAGUGCUUUCUGGUAUGCAGCAUUAUAUUAGGUUGAAGAAUAAGUUCCACUUUGUCAAAAUGAGCGUUAAUUUGUGUGUGUUUGUUCGGAUGACAUCCUGAAUAUCUACACUUUAUGUGUGUGCCCAAUUUCUGGCAGCACAUCCAACGAAGAUGAAGUUUGAAAAGAAAUGCUGUCCUUUUUGCAACCUGUUUGAGACUUUGUUUUCUCUAAAAUCAAGGUUCGAUAACCACUUACAGUGACGCUGCUGUACAGUGAAAUAAUUCAAAGUCAUGAAUUUGUAUUGAUGGCCAAAUAGGACGUAUUAUUUCUUCUGCUAACUUGAUGAAGAGUGGAUUAUACGUUCUGUAUUCUCUUUUUAUUCUGUCUGUUUCACUCAAAUUUAUUUGUGCUCUUGUGUUCAUAUCUGUUUUUUGUUUUUUUAGGGGCGGCUGGCCGUGGCAAGCAGCGAUACGUUUGCGAGGGUCCCGAGGGGAUGGGAGGUUGGUGUGUGGAGCAACUGUAAUUGACACCUGCUGGGUCCUCACCUCUGCACACUGCUUCAAGAGGUCGAACAUACACACUUACACACACUCACAAACACAGAGUUUCUAUGUGCCAGAGUUAUGCUGUGGUUAAGAAGCAAUCUAAACUUUCAAGUUAUUGUUAUUCUUGAAAAAAAUAUCACAAAAUUAUGCGCACAACUGUCUGUGAGUAACUGAGCUGCACCAAAGCUCAAGUACUUCCUUGUAGUAUUCAAGUGUGACGAGCAUGUGAGUACAAACCAUGAGAGGAGUUGUGGUUUGGCUGAAGUGCAGAUGGCAGGGGGACAGACAGCUACUCCAUCUCAGUUUCAGCCAGUCUGGGGGCCCCCACAUGGCACCACCAUCUUGGAGUCAUUCACCUAAUGCAUAAAGCAGAUAAAACAGCAGACUAAGAUUAAUGCAAAACGAGGAAAUGAAUUGAGCAGAGAGCCAAUUUGUGAAGAGUGAAAACAGUUGAGGGUUUAAGAGGCACCAACCCUAGAGUCUGUGUUUUAUAUCUGUGAAGCACAUGUGAGGUUUUUAUCCCACUUUUAAGUAUCCUUUGAUUGUUUCACUGGUUCUAACUCUUUUCAGACUCCAGCAGCCCCCGUCGUAUAAAUCCUGAUGUUUCCAUGUUGAAGAGAGGAAGAGGUCAUUCACUAAAUCCUCACUGGUGCCAUUUCUCAAGCCAAUCUUCCAAUAAAGGAACCCCCACUCUUUUCAAUGAGUUACGGAAACUCACAACUGCUGUGCUGUAAAUUAAGACGACCCCUCAGGAUGUAGCAAUCAGGACUUCUCAAACUGAUCCUUCCAAACAGUCCAUUUAGUCCGCCUCCGGUGUGAUUGCACAUGGAAAUAAAACAUUAACCCAAGCAACAUACUAACCACUAUGAGUCACUUCAAAUCCCAGAGCAGGCAUUACAGCUUCUGAAAUAGUUGGCAUCGAACAUACGUUUGUCAUCAAGCGGCGCUGAGACAAGGUGGAUAAACAAGAGGCUUAUCGGAAGAAAGCAAUAAAAUAAUAGGUGUUCACACACCUUAGUGCCUUAGGCUUUGCAUUUUAUAUUGUAAGGGUGGCAGGAUUUCACAAUGCUUUGUAAAUCAAUUUGUCACAGUAAGGUUGAUAGCAUGAUUACAAUUCAGAAAAUCAGCAGCUGCGGAUUGGCACACAGUUUGUAUGCACAAACAGCACAAAACCUCCCGUUUAUUCACUGUGAUUUGUUUUUAUUAUUUCCCAAAAAUACUACAUCUGAACAAACAAACGCAGAGAUUGUAAAACAUCUUCAUGGCUUUCAGUUAAAAAUGUUUUCCAAGAUGUUGUAAGCAGGUAGGGAAGGUCAUUCAGAAGUGCUUUCAUUGCCGGCCUUGUCAGAUAUCAGUUCACUCCACUCUUGGCCGUUAGCCUCAGCUAUGACAGCUUUGAAAAGUAAUUUGCUGCAUGCUGCCAGAGCAUGCAGUCCAAGAUAGGGACUUCCGACUCGACAGUGUCACCUUUCAUUUACGGUAACCAAAAUAGUGUGAUAUGUACUCACACUCACAGUAACAAACAAACAAGUAAACUCAAGCCUAGUCACAGAAAGCACAUGAUCACGUCAGCAAACUCACUCCUGCUUGUUCUCAUUUGCACACAGAUGGUUUGAGCAUUACAUGUGAGGGUAUAGGAAGCACAUUUAAGUGACAUGAUCAUAUGACGUUCUUGCUUACAAGACGAUUUCCGAUUAGUCUGCUCAUAAAAACUGACCCGAGGUCAGCGGUCAUACGUGUUAAACCUAUUUAUAUCUCAUAGCUGGACGACUGGGGCUUUGCUGUAGUUAUAGACUCCAGCGGUAGAUUUUUGACUACUUCAAGUAACAACAACUGCAUGAAAGGUAACUUUGGUAACUGAGUCUUGUGCAUGUGAUGAUAGGUAUGUACUGUACUUAGAUGACUGGAGGGCAGUGUCUCUGCUCUGCCAGGAAGACUUAGCAUUCAGGUCAGGAGAUCUUUCCGGAAAACCCUCCACGAGUUGUAUCUGAACACAGACUUGGCUUGAUCAUAAGGCCCCUCUCUAUCACUCCUUUUCUCUCCUCGUCUUUUUUUCUUCUUUCCUUCUUUCUACCUUAGUCCUGUCGUUGUCUCUCACUCAAGUGUUUUCAGGGAUUUUUAGAGUUUCUUGAAGACAAAUAGCACUCCAAAACAUAAAACAACCUUUAAGUAAAAAUCAAUUCAUAAAGCAUGACAAAGGUAGGAAAAGUUAUCGAAAGAAACAAUAUAUUUUUACAGUGAUUUCAUGGUGAUUUUAAAAGAUAAUACUGACUGAUAACCAAAGCUGCUUGACAAAUAAAACCACAAACUCUAUCCAGAACUCAAACAGGCAGAUUUAUUCUCAGUAUCUCUUAUCUACUAUUUCUGAUCGAACCCUCACCAGAGCUAAUAACUGUUAAUUGUUAAAGCAGUAGUACGGCUCACAUCCUCUCAUUGCCACUUCUAACCCUCGUCUCUAUUUGUCUCUGCAGGUAUGGAAACAGCACCAAGCAGUAUAAAGUUAGAGUGGGCGACUACCACGCCCUCGUCCCUGAGGAGUAUGAGGAAGAGUACGCCGUCGACCAGAUUGUCCUCCACCCAAGCUACCAGUCUCAAAGCAACGACUACGAUCUAGCCUUGGUCCGUCUGUCGCCCGGGGCGGUGGGCCACAUGGCGGGAGAGUGCGUUUCUUUCAGCAGACACGUUCUUCCUGCUUGUCUGCCCACGAGGAAAGAACGAGUGCUCAAGCAAGCCAGCAACUGUCACAUCACCGGCUGGGGUGACACAGGUGAGAAUGUGGGGGUGGUCUUUAUCAUGUUUAAUGAUUUUAAAAAAUAGCUUGUAAGCCACCAGACCUUUUAGUUUAAUUAGGUGCCCCUCAUACAGAGCUGGAUAAUACACCACAGUUUUAAAAAGCCUAGACCUCACCAUAUUUACAAGAUAGAUAUUUUUCACUGAUGUCAUACCCAGGAUGAGAUGGUCCUGUAAAGACAAACUUCUCUGAAAUGUUUUCAAAGUAUGAAAAUAUACAAACGCUCUCCCUUCUUGUCACCGCUUCUACAAAAACAGCUUGAAACCGUCCCACAGGGCUUUUAUUAGCAAACUUAAUAGUUAACAAAUAUCAUUUUAACUUCAACUUUCAACUACUGAAUGUAGAUAUUUUAUGAAUCCAUGUUAUUAUAAGCGUUUUCUCACUGGAAAAAGCCCUCUGGUGUUGACUGUACAAUUGGUUAUAAAGUAAAAUAACGCUUUCUAGGACCGGUAUAGUUUCCUCAGUGGGCUAUAUGCACAUUUUUUUGUUUCAAUUAAAACAGCGAAGUCUUUCACCAGUUCCUGCACUUGUCUGACGUAUGUGUCCAUACACUUGCUUGUGUUAGCAGACACACAUCUGUUAGUGAUCUUUAAAUCACACACAGAUGUCAUAAAUCACAGCAACACGGUCGCAGAGGGGCUGGAGAAGGUGACAGAACGCGCUUAUGCAAAAACACGUACUCCCUCGUGAAUCCGUUUUCCUUAAUAUCGUUAAGUGCGUGCGUAUGUGAGAGAGGGCUUUUAUUUGUUUCUCUUAGUGUUUUGACAACACCAGCUAUUUAGAGUGACUGCGAUGGAGGCAAAGACUGUUUAAUUUAGGGUGAGAAGUCUGGUUUGUUCAGCUGUUUGAGCUUGGCUGUCUGCCACUUUGAUGACACAAAGAGAUAUGCACAUACAAACAGACUUAAGCUGCCGUGCACAGCUAACGAUGUGUGGCCCUGGGAAGGGACAAAAGCUUUUAUCUUGCAUUUUGUGUUAGUCUCCCAGAAAAGUUUAAGUAGUCAUGUAUUGAGAGCUUUUGUAUACUUGAAAGAUGUGUGGUUGAACUGGUGAAACGAGGAAUUAACCAAUUUCAUUCCUAGAUAUAUCAAGAUCAUUUGAAAAUUGAUCAGCGUCACAGCCCUUAUUCCAGCUUGCCGUCACAGAGGCUGUAAACCAAUCAGUCUUUGACAUUUAACACAUUUAAACAUAGAUGCUCACAAAUACCACCCAUUCUAACUCAACUCUGCCCCCUCUUUCUCAGGGCGCUCAUACUCCAAGACCCUGCAGCAGGCCCCCCUCUCUUUGCUGCCUCGUCGUCAUUGCCAGGAACAUUUUCAUGGUGCCUUCACAAGCCGCAUGCUCUGUGCCGGCAGCAUCCAGCCGGAGAAGCGUGUGGACAGUUGUCGCGGCGACAGCGGUGGCCCCUUAGUUUGCGAGCGUCCCGGAGGGGGUUGGGUGGUUUAUGGGGUCACGUCCUGGGGCCACGCCUGCCGGACACAGCAGUCCCCAGGGGUCUAUACAAAAGUCUCUGCCUUCAGUCCGUGGAUACACAAGGUGAUCGGACGAGAAAGCAGGAAGAGGAGAGACAGUGAAAGGUAAACUACAACAGUGACAAUAAGCUUUUUCAUCAGAAAAAAAGACAUUCAAGAGUCACUCAAUUUUCUCUAUCGGAUGGACAGAUGAUUUAGUGAUAUACUUCAACUGUCAGCAACUUAUGUGUAUGAACAGAUAAACCAGUCAUAUAUAUAUUCUGACCGAAUCUGGAGAGCACAAGUCAACUCUGGACUUUUUUCUCAGCUUUUUUAUAUUUCGUGGAGAAAGGGAGGCUUUUCUUUACUUUCAUUUAUUUCAAAAGCACUUAAUUUAAUAAUUUUAUCUUGACUUUGAUGGUGUUCAUUCACAACUGAACAAAUGGUACCAACUUGAGUAUCUUCUUUCAUGGAAAUGUACAUGAAACAGAAAUGUCUUUUAUUUUUUACUCGCUUGCUUUUUUAAAAGUUAUGUUGUAAUUUAUGAAACGUGGUAUUAGCUUGUUAAAAAAGGGGACCACAGUGUUAAAACCAGUAUACAGUAUAAAGCAUGCACUCCUGCAUCCACAGUAUUGGCAUGAUAUAAUUUGCAGACUUGCACUAAGAAACCCCUGUUUAUGUACUUAAUGCAUAAUACUCAGUGAUUUUGUGACAAGUAUUACGGUCAGAGUAACAUUGGCCAAAGUGAAAUAUGUCCUUCACCUCAUGUCUUCAUGUUUAUGUAAUGUUUCUCCAUUUUGACCUUUUUUUUUCUGUGUUAAAAACAGAUUUCACGUCUUAGUAAUCACUCAGGCAUUUUAACUUGUUUCAUUGUUGACAUUUGCAGAAGAAAUGACGGGACUAAAAUUGUCUCUGAGUCAAAGCACAAGACAGCAUUUUUAUGUGUUGAUUCCUUGUUUCAGCCCUUUAACGUCAUGUGCUUUUGUUCAGGUGGGACGGUUAAGUAGUGUUGAUGGAGACAAUCUGGUACACUUGAAAAAACACAACCACUACACUGUCUUCUUAUCUGAUGUUGGACGACUGCCAGGUUUUAUUGUACUGUAACAUUUCUUCAUAAACUUUCAUUUUGUAAAAAAAUAAAAUAAAAUAUGGAGUCAUUUUGAGUUGAUAUCUAAAA
Molecule: messenger RNA, 17501 nt
Organism: Xyrichtys novacula (pearly razorfish)
Lineage: Eukaryota; Metazoa; Chordata; Actinopteri; Labriformes; Labridae
Source: the annotation of a GenBank genome assembly